Didymodactylos carnosus is the source of this 654-nucleotide messenger RNA. The record is from the annotation of a GenBank genome assembly. NCBI's taxonomy places the organism in Eukaryota, Metazoa, Rotifera, Eurotatoria, Philodinida, Philodinidae.
AUGAAAAAGACGGAUACUAUCGCACACGUCAAAGAAUGGCUGGAAGCACAGUGGACAUUUGCAAAUGAAUCACCCUCUGUUAUCUAUGUUGCCUUCGGUACCAUUGCUUGUUUAAGAGCUGAACAACUCAUCCAAAUGGCUGAUGCUCUCAUGCCUUAUCCAACUAUCUGGUCGUUGAAAGCAACACUUCACAAACAUCUGCCACCCUUGUUUAUCGAUGAUCGAAAACAUCUACUUCUCGAUUGGGCACCACAAAGAUUCAUUCUCUCACAUCCCGCUACACGUUUCUUUUUAUCACACGGUGGUUGGAACAGUUUGGUCGAGUGCAUGUUAGCUGGAAAACCAGUACUUGUGUGGCCAUGGUUUGGUGAUCAGAUGCCAAAUGGAUUUCGUGUAGAAAAGGAGUUUGGUAUUGGUAAAUGUAUGCAAAAUACCGAUAUUUUACAUCAUCAACGAAUUCUAUCAAGUGAUGAAAUUACAUCGUAUAUUAAACAAAUGUUUGAGCAAGAAGAAGAAAACAUUCAAAAAGCUGAAACAGUGCAAGACAUAUUUAUGGAUGCAAAAGACAAUUCUUCUCAACUUUAUUUCGAAGAGAUUAACAAAAUAAUUGACGAUCAAGUGCUCGCUCGAACGAACAAGCAUAACAAUCUUUGA